Messenger RNA from Amphimedon queenslandica, 1777 nucleotides. RefSeq names its product polymerase delta-interacting protein 3-like. Gene Ontology annotation, biological process: poly(A)+ mRNA export from nucleus. Gene Ontology annotation, cellular component: nucleus; nuclear speck. Lineage: Eukaryota; Metazoa; Porifera; Demospongiae; Haplosclerida; Niphatidae. Gene Ontology annotation, molecular function: mRNA binding. The transcript is spliced from 5 exons. The record is from RefSeq and is a predicted model, not a curated record. Bases 336 to 1613 code for a protein of 425 amino acids.
GUAUUCAGACGUCAUAAUUGCGUUCAUACAAUCCAAACAUCGUGCUCAAAAAGAAAGAGGAGCCUUGUCACUUGCCUUGCAAUCCUUUCAUAGUCUCCCCGGCAGCUUUACAUACGUACAUUGGACCACCAAACUAUAGUCUUCAUUACUGUCUUAAAAGGAGAAGAGGGAAAGCUCCGGACACGCCCCGCUACACACGCACAGCAUAGAAGCGAUCAGUCUUCCAGCGAACGUGAGUCUUUGUCGUUGAAAUAGUCUACUAUUUGUUGCAAAAAAGAAUACCCGAAAUCAAGUUUUGGUGAAUCGUCAUAAAACCUAAAUCAAAAUAAAGUAAAAUGGCAUCUAAUUUUGACAAACCAUUGGACGAGCUGGUUAAUAAUCGUGGCCGUGCUGGUUUCCGUGGGAGAGGGCGUGGCUUUAGAGGAACUGGACGUGGAGCCUCUGGCGGAUUUAAUUCAAAAAGAGGCGGAGCCAAUUUCCAUGAUCGGAACUUUGGAGCUAAAGUUGGAAAAACGGAACAAAAUGGAUUCUCGAGAAGUGAUGGAGGAGGAAAAGGCGGAGUCAAUGACCUCAGAGACGUUAUUAUAUCAAAGACAAAACCCAGUGUGACCGACCUCCGUUUAAAACUACCACCAAAACAGCUUUCAAAAGCAAAGGGAGGAGGAGGAGGAGGAUCAAGGCUAUCAAUAGGUAGCAGUACUAAUAGCAAGCUAGGAAGUGGAGGGAGGACAAGCAAGCAGCAGAUAAAAUCUUCAAAGACAUACCCCUCAAUGUCUGACCAUCAGUUGCUGUUCCAAAAGCAGCGACCUACAAGAAGUACCAGAAGUUUGAAGGAACAGUCUCCACCGUCUGGCCGUCGUCUACCAACAUCAUCCGAGGCAAAGAAGAUAACAGUAACCGUCCAAGGACUGAGCAAGACCACGAGCGAGAUGUAUCGUAAAGAGGAGAGACUUGCUACUGCCAUAACACGACAGAAAGAAAUACGCCAGCACAGCUUCAUGAAGAGCAGGGAAGAGUUCCUUGCGUCUGCCAUCACUUCAGCUCUUGGAGGAGGAGGAGGAGGGGCUGGAGUAGCCCCUCAAGUUCACAGUGUGAUAAGGAGCCAGCCGUCACAGCAGCAAUAUUCAAGGCAUCGCUCAACCUCUCCCAAUGACUAUCAUCAGUUUGAUUCCCGUGGGUACGAGCCACGUCCUCACUCAUUUGUUCCCCCUCCUCCUCCCCCCAGACAGCAGCAGCAGCAGCGUGGACUCACUACAGUUACUACUCUUGUUAUUUCUAAUCUUAAUGACACUGUCUCACGUAAUGAUGUUUCCGAGCUUUGUUCAGCUGUUGGGCCAGUAGAGACAGUCAAUAUGAUAGCACCUGGUGUGGCUGAAGUCACUUAUCGUUAUAAAGACGAUGCACUGGAAGCUUUUAAGAAAUAUAACCAGCGAAACCUUGAUGGUAUGCCUAUGGUCUGUCGCCUUCAGUCUGGUGCCGGUAGUGGCCGUCCUCGUAGCUCCAUUAACAUGAGCAUUGGUGGAUAUGCUAGUCGAAUGAUGGACUCUUAUCAAUCAGAGGCCCACCCCUCCAUGUUCAAUAGUGGAGGAGCUGGAAUGGAUGGUUUCUAUUAACACGAAUGAAUCGUUAAGGACUCCAUGACUUUAAUUAAAUAAAUGUCACACGUGUACAUACACUCUCAUGCACUCUGCAUAUUAUCUACUCUCAUUUAUUGGUACAAUGUGAACUGUUUGUUGGUUGUUGUUAAGGACUUAGGAUUCUAAGCUAAGUCUAAGAA